AUGGUCUCUUGCUACACUUCGAGUCCCACCCGUCCACACUGGGGUGUAGAGACCACGAGCGGGUCCCGAUACGAGAGCCCGUACCUCUACCUUUCUGGUAGCUACCUUUCGGCGUACAUUGUGCCCAACAACCUCGGAUUUGCCGACAUUCCUCGUUUCUCGCGCAUCACUCGAGUCGAGAUGGACUUUUCGGCAUGCUGCUUCUACGACAACCGGGCUCUGGUCACCAUCUAUGGUGUGGCAGAUGGCACGCUGGUGCUCGAGCCUCAAGGUGUGCCGCCACCACCGUUUCAGCUUCGUGAUCUGCCGCGGACAACCGCCGAGAUGGAUCGCACAGGCACGGUUCAGACGUUCCCCAACUGGAACCAUGGCUUUGGAGGCUAUAUUGGGACUGAACCGAGCGUGCCCGAGCUCGUUGCCGUUGUGCAAGAGCUGGUGGAUCGGUCUGAUUGGAACGGCCAGUUGGGGCUCGUCUUUGUACCGGCUGCCUCGUUCGCUAGAGCCACCAGCGGGCUCCGCAUCACGCUCCACUUUGAUCGCCCUUGUCCCAACCUCAACAUUGCCAACGGUGUUACGUCGCCAGCCAUUCGGCGGUUUGAUGGAGAGACACUCUCGCUCAGCUGUAACGAGGGCUACGUCGUAUCGGGCGCGAGCACGACAACCUGCGUUGACUCGGGCAGCGGCGCCGCGUGGGACUCGGUUCUGUCGUGCGUGCCCGAUCCAACCAACUGCGUCAACGCCUUGCCGUCGCCAUCCAGUGGACAGGUCGAUCCGUCCAACUGCCCACCAGUCACGUUUCAGACAUGCACCUUUUCUUGUGCCGCCGGCUAUUACCGGCUGGGCUCGUUUAGUCGGUCGUGCCAGACUAACGGGGCUUGGUCUGGCUCCGAGGCGAGCUGCCACAUUCGGCUCUGUCCCUCGCUGGCGCCACCUGCUGAUGGAAGUGUGAGCCAGCCGGGUGUGCCGCAAUGGGGCGAUGCUGCCACCUUUAGCUGCAACCAGGGCUACCAGCGGGUCGGCCUGGCGUCGCGGCUGUGUGACACGGUGGAUGGCAACGGUGCGCGUUUUUCGGGCAACUCUCCGAGCUGCGAUCCCAUUCCGUGUGCCCCAUUGGGUCAGCUUCCGCCGGCAGAUGGAACUAAGACGUGCAGCGGUAGCGGGCUUGGAGAAAGCUGCACGUUUGCCUGUAAUCUUGGAUAUCAGCCGUCGGGUACAACUACCCGGACGUGCGUCGUCGGCUCGCCCAACUACUGGUCCGGUGCUAGCGACUUUGAUUGCAGCCCAGAUCCUCUACACUGCGACUCCAUUCUCCUCCCGCCAACCGACGGAAGCGUGUCGCCUGCAACGUGCGCACCGUUCACCGGCAACGUUUGCACAUUUGGGUGCAACGCCGGAUUCUUCCUCGCGGCCGGCUCGGCGAGCCGGACGUGCGAGCUCUCCAAGGCUUGGUCCGGCCAUGAGCCGGUGUGCAGCCUGAGGGCGUGCAGCUCGCUUUCGCCGCCGGCUAAUGGAUUUUCCAGCAGCGCGCCUAGCCCACCGAUGUGGGGCGCGUCGGUGGUGUUUGGUUGCGAUGAGGGCUAUGCGCUGGUCGGCGCCUCGAGCGUGCUCUGCGGUGUCGAGGGUCCGGGAGAUAACGCGUCGUGGACUGCACCGGUGCCGAGCUGUGAGAUUAUUGAUUGUGGGCCGCUAGUGCAGCCGUCACCAGCUAAUGGGAUGCGGUUUGACCACGGCACCACCAGCUAUGGCGCCAAUGUGACAUUUGCCUGCCUGCCGGGCUACAACCCGGUCGGCACCGCAGUUCGUGUCUGCAUCGAUGCGGGCGGGAGUGGCGUCUGGUCCGGCAUCGCCAACUUUGAGUGCUCGGUAGCUUCUGGCAACACAACAACAAUCUCCGCGGUGCGCGUCUCGACCCAUGUUGUCGGCUCGGUGUGGAGCUGGAGCGCGAGUGUCCGCGAUUUGUCGGGCAAUGCAGUGGUGACCGGCCUCGACGAGAUCUUUAUCCGCGAGCUAGCGCCAAGCACAGGGCCGCGAACGGUGGUCUCGACCUACACUGGCGCCAACGGGCACUACGCGAUCUCCUGGCCGCUGUCCACGAUCGCGGGUAGCUACCUCUUUGAGGUCGGGGUCAACGCCGAGCCGCUCCCGGCUCCACUGGCUGUCGACCUUGUCCCGGGGCCCGCAUUUGGACUGCAGUCGGUGGCCGAGGGCAGCUCGCUCUCGUCGCCCGACUAUGGCGAGGCUUCGUUUGUUGUUCACGCGCGCGACGCGUAUGGCAAUAAUCGCGCCAUCGGUGGCGAUGCGCUUAGCGUAGUCGUGACCCGCGACGGCGAGGCGCUGGAUGUAGAAGUUACUGAUCGGGGUGACGGAAGCUACGGCGUGAAGUACAGCGUGACUACCGCCGGCGUUUACGCGGUAACGGCGUCAUUUGACAACGUGCCGCUGCUAGGCUCGCCUUGGAUUGUGCGAGUUGAUUCGCGGUGUCCGCCGGGAUCCAAAGCAGUGGACGCAACCACCUGUGAGCUCUGCCCCCGCAACACCUACUCGGACAGCGUCAACGCGCCGAUCUGCACCGACUGUCCGCCGCUGAGCGAGUCAGAGGAGGGGACGGCGCAUGUGCUCAACUGCAGCUGCAGUGCUGGUGCAUGGAGUGGGCCACGCGGGCGACGGACGAUUGAGGCGCCGGGCUGCAUGGCCUGUCCGGUCGGCGGAGUGUGUGAUGGUGGUGACGUGCCGCCACGGUCUCGCCCCGGGUUUGCGCCGGGCGGCGGUGCGUUUGUGGCAUGUCCCCAGACCGGGGCGUGUGCAGGCGACGGCAAGUGUGCGCGCGGGUACAGCGGGCAAUUGUGCGCUCGGUGUGCUCGCGGGUGGUACCGGCUGGCGUCGCGGUGCCACAAGUGCGCGCCGCAGUCGACCGCGGGCGCAGUCAUCCUGCUUGUAGUGGCAGGGAUUGGGCUGGCGUGCGUGCUGGUGUGGAACAACGCACGCGAAGGGCCUGUCUACGGCUUUGCUGCUCUCUCAAUCUCGAUCACCGCGGUUCAGAUUGUGGCGCUGUACGGCGAGCUUGAUCUCAACUGGCACGAGGCGGCGCGGCUGGUGAUGCGGGCGACGUCACUGGCGUCGCUCAACAUCGAGCUCGCCGCGCCCGAGUGCACGUUUCCGGAUGCACGCAACCCGUUUUUGCUCAAGUGGGGCCUGACCAUGUCGCUCCCAAUCGCGCUCGAUCUGGGGCGAUCGUCGCGGCUUCGCCGGCUUCUGGCGGAUGGUGUGGCGACACGGGCGCAGUUGCAAUCGUCGUGUGCGCGAUCGUACUUGCAGAUGAUGGGGCUGAUGUAUCUACCGCUGGCACAUUCUACGCUCAAGUACCUAGACUGCUCGCAGGUGGGUGGGCGAUGGGUGCUUAGCGCGGCGCCGGGAACCUCGUGCUACGACAAAAGCUACUACAGCGCGUUAUGGGUGGUCGUGCUUUUUGUCAUCGUGUACGUGGUCGGCAUCCCAGCGUUUACCUUUGGGCUCCUCCUCCAGCAGCGCGUGACGCGGGCCGAAGUCUCGUUUGUGGCCCGGUACGCAUUCCUUGUCGCGCGGUUCAAGCCGCAUCUGUACUGGUUCGAGGUGGUGGUCAUGGGCCAGAAGGCGGUGCUGGCGAUGGCAAUCACGGCGCUACGCGGAGUGAAGACCAAGGCAGCCGGAGCGGCAAUGGUCCUUGUCAUCUCGACGAUGGCGCUCCAGGCCAUAGGGCCUUACCUCUGGUCGCCGCACAACGUGAUGGCAACGGCGGCGGCAGCCGGCGCGGCGGUGGUGUUGAUGGCGGGUGCAUUCGAUGUCGGCCUCCUAUCUCAUGUUGCGGUGGUGCUCGGCCUCGUCUGGGUCGUCCUGGUUGUUGUGCUGGGUGUGGGCUGGGAGGUGAGGGCGUCGCUGCAGGAGCAAGCUGAGGCUGAGAUCGAGGCCGAGGACGAGUGGGGAGAGGCCAAAGCUAGCGAGAUCGACGACUUUGAGCCGGCACUCCAUAUGGCAAGCAUCGAGAUGGGAUGCACAGACCUGUUUACGACGAGCGAUGAGGGUGGAAGUGAGGUUCACGCACACUUGGCCGAGGUGGGCGACGUCCGCGUGGCGAGUCCGAUGACCGAGUUUGCCGACUCGCCGCUGCGGUCGACGCGGGCCGAGUCGUUCACCCUCGAAUCAGACGGAAUGUAGCUCGCGGGUCACAGGCCUAACGUUGAAGAGCAGCAACACUGGCUCCGGUCUGCGGCGUCGCCCUGACGG
This is a messenger RNA of Thecamonas trahens ATCC 50062, 4260 nucleotides long. RefSeq names its product E-selectin. The record is from RefSeq and is a predicted model, not a curated record. Bases 1 to 4191 code for a protein of 1396 amino acids. Gene Ontology annotation, molecular function: protein binding. NCBI's taxonomy places the organism in Eukaryota, Apusomonadida, Apusomonadidae. The transcript has 2 exons.